UAAAAGAGAAAACAGAGAGAUAUGAUUUUCAAUAUUCAUUCAGUAAAAUAAAAGCGAGAACAGGGCAAAAAUCUUGUUCCCUUUUCUGCCAAUAGAGGUGCAAAACAACAAAUCUCCAGACGGAAACAGUUCAUCUGCAGGGCUCAUUUGCGCAUGCGCAGCCAACCGUCUUCCUUUCCGACACUCGAGCGAAAAGAGACAAGAUGGGCCAUCAGCAGCUCUACUGGAGUCACCCCCGAAAAUUCGGUCAGGGAUCCCGCUCCUGCCGAGUGUGCUCAAACAGACACGGCUUGAUCCGCAAAUACGGGCUCAAUAUGUGCCGCCAGUGCUUCAGGCAGUACGCGAAAGACAUUGGCUUUAUUAAGCUGGAUUAAAUUUGCAGCUGACAUCCUCAGAUGGGUCAAGGGAUCAUCAGAUGGCUGGCUUAGAUUGGAUAAUACAUCGCUGCAAAUAAACACUUUUUUUGUCCAACUACAUGAAACUAUGUGGUCAUUUUAGUGUCCGAAGUCUCAAAUAUACAGGUGUCUC
Molecule: messenger RNA, 528 nt
Organism: Menidia menidia (Atlantic silverside)
Lineage: Eukaryota; Metazoa; Chordata; Actinopteri; Atheriniformes; Atherinopsidae
Source: the annotation of a GenBank genome assembly